Messenger RNA from Pomacea canaliculata, 5524 nucleotides. Its product is annotated as aminopeptidase Ey-like. Gene Ontology annotation, molecular function: peptide binding; zinc ion binding; metalloaminopeptidase activity. Gene Ontology annotation, biological process: proteolysis; peptide catabolic process. NCBI's taxonomy places the organism in Eukaryota, Metazoa, Mollusca, Gastropoda, Architaenioglossa, Ampullariidae. The transcript has 40 exons. Bases 1 to 4863 code for a protein of 1620 amino acids. Gene Ontology annotation, cellular component: cytoplasm. The record is from RefSeq and is a predicted model, not a curated record.
AUGCGACAGCUGAGUGGUGUGCAUUCUCAGCCUCCCAUUGUCAUUGCAUCAUGUGGCACAGAUGCUGUGUGGGAAGCAAGACCAGCAGGCGGUGUUCUCACCAUCUCCCUGUCGCUCAGAACUGUAAAGCACUCAGUCACCCAUGCCAGAUUACAGACUCAAGGACCUGAGCGAGGAGGAUUCUUCGGAGCCAUUGCGAUUGCGGUUCUGGUUGGUCUCAUCGUGCAUUUCGCCGAAAGGGACAGCUACGACAGGCAGGUCACCUGUGCUUUCCCCGAGACUUGGCGAGAGCUCUUUCAACAGCUUUUUGAAAGGCUGGACGAUGAGCUGAAGGUGGGUGACCAGUACAGUGUGGACAUCGCCUUCUCGGGGCCUCUGACAGACGACCUGGCCGGCCUGUACCUCAGCUCGUACAAGAGGGGCAACGACACAGUUUACCUGGCAACCACACAGUUUGAAUCCCCGGAUGCAAGAGAGGCGUUUCCAUGUUUCGACGAGCCCGCCCUCAAAGCCGUGUUCAACGUGACUUUGCUCAGAAAACCUCCGUUGAUCUCACUGUCCAACACCAGGAUCAGGGCCACAGAGCAAAGAGAUAAUGGUUUUGUGGCAGACAUCUAUUAUCCCACGCCAAAAAUGUCGACUUACCUUCUCGCCUUCAUUGUCUGCGAUUUUAGUCACGUGAAUGGAACGACAAAGAAUGGAACCGAGUUCGGGGUGUGGGCCAGAUCGGAGUUCGCCAGCUCCAUGGAGUAUGCUCUAGCGACUGGAAUGUCGAUCCUUGAUUACUAUGGCACUUACUUUGGAACGAACUUUCCUUUAAGAAAGCAAGACAUGAUAGCCAUUCCCGAUUUCGCCAAUGGAGCCAUGGAGAACUGGGGUCUCAUCACCUACCGGGAGACGGCGCUGCUGUACACGCCAGGGGUGACGUCAGAGAGCUAUAAACAGUACGUCACAGAUGUCAUCGCGCACGAGCUCGCGCAUCAGUGGUUUGGAAACCUGGUGACCUUAGCAUGGUGGGAUGACCUGUGGUUGAACGAGGGCUUUGCUUCCUACGUGGAAUACAUCGGCAUGGACUUCAUCGACAAGAACAACAGCUGGAAAGUGUGGGAGCAGUUUGCAACUGACGUCAUUCAGUCUGUCUUCGUCAUGGAUCAGUUAACCACGUCACAUCCGCUCUACGUUCCCGUAGCAACAGUUAGCGAGAUGGAGCAAUACUUCGACUCUAUCUCAUACGAAAAGGGAGCCUCUGUGAUCCGGAUGAUAAAGUUUUGCCUGGGAGAGGGAACUUUCCAGAGAGGCUUGCAGAGGUACUUAAGGGAUCACGCCUAUGCCAAUGCAAACCAUACUGAUCUUUGGAGAGCAUGGGAUGAGCAAGCGCGUCAGGACGGUCAACAGAUUAACGUGGCCGCCAUCAUGGACACGUGGACGCUGCAGAUGGGUUUCCCUGUCAUCAGACUCACGGUGUCAGCCAACGGCAAGGUCACGGCCACCCAGAAACGUUUCCUCAUCAACCCAGCCGCCAAAGACCCUGGACGCUUUCAGAGUCCAUUCAACUAUCGCUGGCAUGUGCCCAUCACCAUAACAACAAGCAAGAUGGCCAACUUCAAUGUCACAGAGGAGGAUGUCCUGUGGCUGACACCUAAUGAUGACACAAAAGAACUAAACACCAGUAUUCCAACACUGUCUUCCAAUGACUGGAUUCUGGGCAACAUCCAUCAGUAUGGGUACUACCGUGUCAACUACGACACCCGCAACUGGGAAGCUUUGAUCAGACAGCUUCAGAAGGACCACCAGCUGAUUCCGCCAAUCAACAGAGCUCAGAUAAUAGACGACGCCUGGAAUUUAGCAAGCGCCGGUGAGACGGACAUCGCCGUUGCCCUGGGAACCCUAGACUAUCUGGACACUGAAACAGACUAUGUUCCCUGGGAAGCAGCAGCUUUACAGCUAGGAAAACUGAAAACACGAUUAUCUAAUACUGAUGGCUAUGGAGCUCUGAUGAGGUUCAUCACAGACAAAGUCAAGUCACCUUUCACAAAGCUGGGCUUUGAUGACAGCAAGGCGGAGGCACUGGAAUCGUACACUAGGGUGACUGUCGCCAGCCUCGCGUGCGGUGCGGGUCAAAGAGUGCGUGGACUCGGCUCUGCAACUCUUUACAAAAUGGAAGGAGACACCAAACCCUCCUGCUGGAGAUGUCGCUGCAGAACACUGGACAUCAAGCGCGAUGAAGGCACCGGCGUCAUCGCCAGCGUCGCCGCCAACGUCAACGGCAGACCGUUAGCCUGGGACUUCGUGCGUGAGAACUGGGACACCAUCAUCGCCAAUUUUUCCCAGUCGGCCAGCCGCCUCCGUGGGAUGACAAAGACUAUCGCUGAUGGAUUUCACACUCCGUACAAACUACAACAGCUGAAAGACUUCAUCAGCUCGCUGGCCAGUCUUCAAACGGCCGAGCAGGCCCUCAAGCAGGCCGUGGAGACUGUGGAGGUCAACAUCAGAUGGCACGAGGAGGCGUAUCCCAACAUCAUUCAAUGGCUGGAAGGCCGCGGCUAUCACAAAUUUGAAGGUUCUGGAUCAUCAUCAGCUGACAAGCUUACUCUGGAAGACAUUCUCCUGCCUACAAAUCUGCGGCCAGAGCAUUACGACAUUACUAUACAGCCUGAUAUGGAGGGACCGGAUCCGAAGAAAUUUACCUUCAACGGAACCGUCACAAUGACUUUCACCUGCGUGAAUGCAACUGACAAAAUUGUGCUGCAUGCCUCCAUGUCCGGCGGCAACUACAGUGUCAGCAUGAACUUCAAGGGCGACUUGUCAGGUGGUCUGGACGGCUUCUACCUCAGUUCAUACGUUGAAAACAACAAUACAGUGCCCAGUGGAAAGGUCAUGGACGAAUUCCACCCGACCAAGCGAAUGUCUACUUACCUAGUGGCCUUCCUCGUGAGCGAUUUUGACAAAAUAAGCGGCGCGACUGCCACUCACAACAUCUCACUUCAACGCCGGCGCCAUGGAGAACUGGGGGCUGAUCACCUACCGCGAGACUCGUCUGCUCAUCCAGGAGGGAAUGUCGUCUGCCUCGGACAAGGAGAACGCCGCCAUCACUGUGGCCCACGAACUGGCCACAUGUGGUUUGGUGACCUGGUCUCGCCCCAGUGGUGGAAUGACAUCUGGCUUAACGAGGGUUUCGCCACGUACCUGGAGUUCUUUGGUGUGGACCACGUCUUCCCUACGUGGCAUGAGUUUGACCGAUUUGUACUGAUUGCUGCUCACCGCGCAAUGGAUCUCGAUGGACUAACCUCGUCACAUCCGUUGUAUGUCUCCGUAGCAACAACUGCAGAAAUCAAUGAAGUGUUUGAUGACAUCUCUUAUAGAAAGGGAGCAUCAGUUAUUCGCAUGAUCAGCCACGCGCUUGGGGAGCAAACGUUCAAAAAAGGGCUCGAGAACUUCUUGCGAACCCAUCAGUACGGCAAUGCCAGGCACGAAGAUCUGUGGCAAGCACUGGCGCAGCAAGCCAAAACCGACAACAAGUCGCUGGACGUGGCCGCCGUCAUGGACACGUGGACGUUGCAGAUGAACUUCCCGUUGGUGACGGUCCGUGUCAGUGGACAGAACUCCAUCACUGUCACCCAAGAAAGAUACUUAUCUGACCCAACAGCAACAGACACCGGAAAAUACAAAUCACCUUUUGGAUACAAGUGGGACAUUCCUUUUACAUACACGUCCAGCCAAGAAUUGAACUUUACCCUUGAGACAAAGCCAGUCGACUGGAUAAAAAGCUCAGAGGCUUCAAAAGUUAUCACAGCUCGGACUGGUGCUUUGCCUGCGAAUGGGACUGGAUGGGUGCUAGGCAACGUGGCACAAAUAGGGUUUUAUCGUGUCAACUACGAUGUCAGCAACUGGGAGCGACUUGCACAGCAACUGAAGACUGACGCCACGAAAAUUCAUCGUGUCAACAGAGCACAGCUUAUCAACGAUGCCUGGAAUUUAGCAGGCGCCGGACACGUCAGUCAAGAGAUCGCACUGAAAAUCGUGGAGUACCUGGACAACGAGGAGGACGAUGUCCCUUGGAGUGCUGCCAUGAAGCAGCUGGUUUUUGUAGACGCCAUGCUGUCUUCCACUGAAAUUUAUGGAGGCUUCAAGUCAUUCAUAGCCAGUAAGACACAGCGUCUGUUCAGAAAACUUGGAAUGAAUGACACUGGCGGGGAUGUACCGACAUCCUUUUUGAGGUCGACUAUCGCAUCGUUCGCAUGUGGCAGCGAUGUCAGUGAGUGUGUAAGUCAGUCGUUGUCGCUCUUCGCCGACUGGAAAAACGAUUCUUCAGUCAAUAAGAUCUCCCCAGAAGUGCGGGACACAGUUUACUGCACCGCCCUGAGGAAAGGGUCAGUGGACGAUUGGGACUUCCUGUAUGAACGCUUCCAGACUGAGGCCAAUGUUCAUGAAAAAAAUCGUCUAAUGAACCAGCUAGCUUGCUCCAGUCAGCUCUGGAUCCUCAGCAGACUCAUGGACCGAGCAGUUUUGAAAGGCGAGGUUCGCGCGCAGGACGCCAUCUCGGUUUUGUCGGGUGUCAUCCAAAAUCCCAUCGGCACGUCUCUGGCUUGGCAGUUUGUACGAAACAACUGGGAUGUCAUCUUCAAAAGGUACAAUAAUGUCGUGUUCACUCUCACCAAUCUUGUCAAGGCACUAGCGGGUAGAUUCAAUACCCGUACACAGCUCGAAGAAGUACAGAAUUUUAUUGACACCCAUCCUAAUCUUGGCACUGCUACCCGUGCAUUCCAAGCUGCUGUAGAAACUACCCGCAACAAUAUACGGUGGAUGGACAAAAACUACGAUGUUGUCAAGAGCUGGCUGGCUGCUUCUAACUACCUGGCUUGAUGGACUCAAAGACACCUUUCCAACACUCGAAACAAAAGUGAUCAUGACUGGGUUCUCUCCGUUGAACUCUGAUGUAGCAAGUUCCUUGGAAAUUGUUACUAUGUAUGAAACGACCAUGGCUGUUUAGGGCCAUCAUCUUUGUUACAAAAUCUUUUGUCAACAUUAUUCAGAGUAUCUAAUGGUCAGGCAAUGUUAAUGAAGCACGAACAAUGGUGCAGCAUUGAAUACUAGACAUGUCUCUACAAUAUAGUUAGAACAAAAGGGCGGACAACACAGUGUUUUUCAUUUCAACAAAGAAGUACAUUAAAAGUUUGUUUUUUCCAAAGAUUUUCAUUAUAAAUGACCUUUCAUUAAUUUAAAUGAUCAAGUUUAUGUAAGCAGUUGUUUGAUUUUUUUAUUACAUACAUUUUGUAUAUAUUAACCUGGUCUUUAUUAUUUACUAUUAUACAGAUGUGUUUGUGUUUUUGAAACCUAUCCCAUGACUUACUAUAUAUUGUCAAUAUGCUUUUUGUUGUUUUGUUUAUAUGAGCAACAACUGCAAUACGACUUAACUUGGUCCAGGCUAUAAGUCCCUUUAAUCGCCAUCUCGUUUGUAAUGUACAUAUUGAAGGCGAGGACCUUAAUCAACACAUCAACAACAAGUAAAAAUUGCCAACAACUC